AUGGACUCUAAGUUCAUUAGUUACCAUAUAAGGAAUCUUGUUGAGAUAGAUUUAUCCAUAAAAGUUCGACAUCUGAUUGAGGUUAUCAAACAACAAUUUCAUUUCACAAUCUCAUAUAAGAAGGCUUGGCUCGCAAAACAAAAGGCAAUAGCUCAUGUAUUUGGUGAUUGGGAUGAAUCUUUCCAAAUACUCCCACACUUUAUGCAAGCAAUGAAGGAAGCUAAUCCAGGGACUAUUGUUCACUUUGAUGACCAUCGAACUGCUGAUCCCAAGUUUGAGAUGUUCCAAAGAGUAUUCUGGGCAUUUGGACCCUCCAUACAAGGUUUCCAGCAUUGUCGGCCCCUUAUAACCAUUGAUGGGACCCAUUUGUAUGCUGAAAAUGGUGACAGUUGGCCAUGGUUCAUGGCAUGUAUUAGGAGAUUUGUGACACAACGAAUUGGCCUGUGUGUACUUUCAGACCGACAUUUGGGUAUUAUGAAAGCUAUGAAGGAAGAUAAUAGCGGUUGGACUAAGCCAUAUGCAUACCAUAGGUUUUGCAUUCGCCACUUGACUUCAAAUGUCAACACGGAAUUCAAGAACAGAGAGUUGAAAAACAAAGUUGGUUGGACAGCUUUCCAGCAUCAAAAGAAGAAAUUUUAUCACGGUUUGAAUAUGAUAACAAAGAUGAAUGAAAAAGCUCUGAAUAUGGGAAAGAUCGAUGAUUCAAAGUGGUCACUUUGUCAUGAUGGAGGCUACAGAUAUGGCCUCAAAACAACUAACUUAGCGGAAGUGUUCAACAAUGUGCUUAAGGGAGCUCGCUUCUUACCAAUCACGGCACUCGUGAAGCUUACUUUCUUUCGAGCUAACACAUACUUUGUGGAGCGACACCGAUUGUCAAAAAAAAGGUUGUUAGAUGGUCAUGCAUAUAGUGUAAAGAUAACUAAGGACUUGGAUGCUAAUACAGAAAAAGCUAUGCACCAUAAGGUUGAUAUGUUUCAUCACGAACAAGGCAUUUAUCAAGUUACAAUAGGCCGUGGUAGUAGGAGUGAUAGAAAGGGUGGUCAUUCCACACCGUGA
Messenger RNA from Beta vulgaris subsp. vulgaris (sugar beet), 1056 nucleotides. RefSeq lists its product as uncharacterized. The record is from RefSeq and is a predicted model, not a curated record. The coding region runs from base 1 to 1056 and encodes 351 amino acids. The transcript is spliced from 2 exons. NCBI's taxonomy places the organism in Eukaryota, Viridiplantae, Streptophyta, Magnoliopsida, Caryophyllales, Amaranthaceae.